This is a messenger RNA of Syngnathoides biaculeatus (alligator pipefish), 3464 nucleotides long. It is a transcript of the gene vac14, whose product is annotated as vac14 homolog (S. cerevisiae). Gene Ontology annotation, biological process: phosphatidylinositol biosynthetic process; positive regulation of kinase activity. Bases 152 to 2503 code for a protein of 783 amino acids. The record is from RefSeq and is a predicted model, not a curated record. The transcript has a single exon. NCBI's taxonomy places the organism in Eukaryota, Metazoa, Chordata, Actinopteri, Syngnathiformes, Syngnathidae. Gene Ontology annotation, cellular component: PAS complex; endosome membrane.
AUCCCAUUUAUUCGCCGCUUCCUGGUUAUAUUAGCUGCCUGGAUUUCUGGUAUAAUUUCUCGUCAAUGCAGCGUUUUAUUCGCGUUUUCACUUAACGUUUAGCAGGAGGCACAUAAACGAUUUCUAUUCGAAAAAAAAAGCCGUGGUCAUCAUGAACACGGAGAAGGACUUUUCGCCGCUCACGCCCAACAUCGUCCGGGCUCUCAAUGAUAAACUGUACGAGAAGCGGAAAGUGGCGGCCCUGGAAAUCGAGAAGCUGGUGCGCGAGUUCGUGGCCCAGAACAACUCUACUCAGAUCCGGCACGUCAUCCAGAUCUUGGCCUCGGAGUUCGCGCUGUCUCAGCACCCGCACAGCCGCAAGGGGGGACUCAUCGGCCUGGCGGCGUGCUCCAUCGCGCUGGGCAAGGACUCGGGUCUGUAUCUGAAAGAGCUCAUCGAGCCGGUCCUCACUUGUUUUAACGACUCCGACAGCCGCCUCCGCUACUACGCCUGCGAGGCGCUCUACAAUAUCGUUAAAGUGGCGAGGGGCGCCGUGCUGCCACAUUUCAACCUGCUUUUUGAUGGGCUGAGCAAGCUUGCGGCGGAUCCCGAUCCGAACGUCAAGAGCGGGUCGGAACUUUUGGACAGACUACUGAAGGACAUUGUGACCGAAAGCAACAAGUUCGACCUGGUCGCGUUUGUCCCUCUACUCAGGGAGCGCAUUUACUCCAAUAACCAGUACGCCAGGCAGUUCAUCAUCUCCUGGAUCCACGUCUUGGAGUCUGUACCUGACAUCAACCUGCUGGACUACCUCCCUGAGAUCCUGGACGGCCUCUUCCAGAUCCUGGGGGAUAACAGCAAGGAGAUCCGGCGGACGUGCGAGGUGGUGCUCGGCGAGUUCCUGAAGGAAAUCAAAAAGACACCGUCCAGCGUGAAGUUCGCCGAGAUGGCCAACAUCCUGGUCAUCCACUGCCAGGUGACGGACGAGAGCAAGGUGACCAACGACCUCAUCCAGCUGACCGCCAUGACGUGGAUGAGGGAGUUCAUCCAGCUGGCGGGCCGGGCCGUGCUGCCUUACUCGUCGGGAAUCCUCACCGCCGUGCUGCCGUGCCUCUCCUACGACGACCGGAAGAAGAACACCAAGGAGGCGGCGAGCGCCUGCAACUACAGCUUGAUGAAGCUCGUCACCCCUGAGGACGAUGACGACGAAGACGACGGGAGAAGCUCAAGUGUGGAGUCGCUCGCGAGAGAAGAGAAGGGCGACGGGGGUGAGGGCCUCAACGCCUCUCAGGACGCGGUGGGGUUCAGCAACAUCAGCUUCUUCGCCCCGGCGAGCAUCGACAGGUCUCAUGUGACUCUAGACCUGGACGGCAUUGUGCAGGUGCUGGACCGCCACCUCCACGACGCCUCCACGGGCAUGAUGACGCGCAUCGCGGUGCUGAAGUGGAUCUACCACCUGUACAUCAAGACGCCGCGCAAGAUGUUCCGCCACACCGACAGCCUCUUCCCCAUGCUCCUCAAAACCCUCUCGGACGAGUCGGACGAGGUGAUCCUCAAAGAUCUGGAGGUGCUCGCAGAGAUCGCCUCGUCGCCAGCCGGUCAGACGGACCCGGCGGCGACCUGCGACGUGGUCGACGGCGGGCUGGCGCUCAAGGUGCCGGACAAGGCGGGCAAGACCGCCGGCGCCGAAUCCUCCCCGUCCACCCCGAGCAUGAAUUCUUACUUCUACAAGUUCAUGAUCAAUCUCUUGAAACGCUUCAGUGUCGAGCGGAAGCUCCUGGAAAGCCGAGGGGCGUUCAUCAUCCGCCAGCUGUGCCUGCUCCUCCACGCCGAGAACAUCUUCCACUCCAUGGCGGACAUCCUCCUCAAGGAAGAGGACCUGAAGUUCGCCUCCACCAUGGUGCAGACGCUCAACACCAUCCUGCUCACGUCGGCCGAGCUCUUCCAGCUGCGCAACCAGCUGAAGGACCUCCGCACGCCCGAGAACUGCGCCCUCUUCUGCUGCCUGUACCGCUCUUGGUGCCACAACCCCGUCGCCACCGUGUCGCUCUGCUUCCUCACGCAGAACUACAAGCACGCCUACGACCUCAUCCAGAAAUUCGGCGGGCUGGAGGUGACGGUGGACUUCCUGAUGGAGGUGGACAAGCUGGUGCAGCUUGUGGAGAGCCCCAUCUUCACCUACCUUCGUCUGCAGCUCCUGGACGUGGAGAGCAACCCGUACCUGAUCAAGGCGCUCUACGGUCUGCUGAUGCUUCUGCCGCAGAGUCAGGCCUUCCAGCUGCUCUCGCACCGCCUGCAGUGCGUGCCCAACCCGGAGCUCAUGCGGACGGUGGACGGGUCCAAGCGCGCCGACUCCAAGGAGGGAGGCGCGGCGGCGGCGGGGCCCCGGGAGCGCGCCCCGCACGCCCACGUGGACUACGGCGAACUUUUGCGGCACUUUGACUCCGUGCAGGGCAAACACCUGGAGGUGCGCCACCAGCGCUCGGGGCGCGUGGGCGAGCUGCCCGACAGGAAGCUGAUGUGAGCCCGGCCCGUACUGGAAAACGCUAAAAUUAACAUUAUCGGGACCAAAUAUGUAAAUCAUCAUUCAACUUAUACACGAUGACAAUUUUCAGUCCAUCUGUUUUAGAACCGUGGACCUGUUGGCCGUCAAAUAGGCAUAUGGACCCCCCAAUCCCAACAAAAAACACAUUUUCAGACAGAUUAGUCAUCACUAACAUACCUUUUUUUUUUAUCAUAAAUCUGGUGGACGGGGGGCUGAUAUAGAGGAUCAACACAGGAAUGUCGGAGCAGUAUUGUACCUAGAACCUCAGAACUGUGAUGCAGAUGUGCUCAUUGCUAUCGCGCCGUGCUGUCGUGAGUUUCUUAUGUUAAAAAGAACUUAACGCACUCUGGUAGCAUGUUACAUAUUUUUCUAGAUUUAUUUUUUUUUUUUAAAUGAAGGAAAAAAAAAAGUCAUGCUGAAGCUGUAUUUUUUUUUCUAUGAAGGAGUAUUUGGGGCCACAGUGAAAAGCUGGAAAAAAAAAAUCUAACUGGAAGAUAGAUUAUUUUGUGAGAAUAAAUUUUGAAGACAAAAAGUUGGACAGUUGGACACUUUGCAGUGGUGUAUUGACCGAAAACAAUUUCAUGUUAGUUGCUUUCACAUUAAUCUGACAAAGUCUUAAUCUGCUGCCCUUUAGGAAUGAAGACAAAGUUGUUAACUGCCAUAAAUAUAUGAAACGCGAUGAUCAUGACUGCCUGUCACGCAGUACCGUACGUAUUUAUUAUUUUUUUUUCCCCUUCUCUAACUGUAACGAACUGUUCCGUUGAUUUCAAGCGAAAGCAACACAUAUUUCGUGUCAGGUGGUCCACUUUUGUCAUUCAAAGAGUACGUUUUGUCGCGUGACCCGCAUUCUGUACAAAGCGUGGCCCGCUUGGCUGUUCCUGUUAAGACGUGACAUCCAUUCUUGGUAUGCCUUUUGAAAUUAAAAAAAAAAAAAAUCUUG